AUGUCGGAAGCUACUUCGCUACAAGUCGCUGUCAUUGGCGGUGGAAUAGCUGGUCUAGCAGCUGCAUCUGUUCUCCGAAGAGCUCAUCGCGUGACUGUAUAUGAGCGCAGUGCAACUGGCGCCCAGGAGCCUGGUGCGGCGGUUGGUCUCGGACCCAAUGGCUCCAAAAUGGCCAAGGCCCUUGGUCUUUCGUCAGAUGUCCUGCAGGCCGUCGUCAGCAACGGGUUCAGAACGUUCAACGAAACCGGCUCUCUGCUCAAAGAGCAACGGCUCGACUGCGCGAGGGUGUUCGGCUCCGAGUGGUGGCUAGUGCAUCGUCAGGAUCUGAAGGACGCUCUGCUAGACGCUGCUACCAACCCGGACUUGCCAGGAUGCCCCGCGGAGAUUGUCUAUGGAGCGCGGGCCACGGUGGCUGAUGCAGAUGCCGGCAUUAUCAGACUUGCUGAUGGAUCUCGCGAAAAGGUCGACUUGGUCAUCGCCGUCGUAGGCCAGGGUCACCCUCAACCUGUCCCCGCGAACUUAUCUCUCUACAGGUUUACCUGCUCCCGACUAGACAUGAUCGAGUUGCUUGGACACCUUCCGGAGCCACUGAAUUGCGAUUCCGGGGUCUUCUUGUCCUCAUUCAUUGCUUCGGAUGGCUCGAAUCGGAAUGUGGUUGUCUACCCAUGUCAAAACCUCCAAACCAUGAACUUUGCGUGCGCCGUCCCGGAUUCUCUGUUGCGUCAGUCUACGGAGGAAUCAUGGACCAAGGAUGGUGACGUGGAGGAGUUGAUUGGGCAUUUCCAGGAUUUCCCGCAAUGGCUGCAACAAAUCAUCAAGAGUCUUACGUCUGUGAAGCUCUAUCAACUACGCGAUGCAGACCCGCUCCCUACAUACACCAAGGGAGCCGUGGUAUUGCUUGGUGACGCCGCUCAUCCGAUGGUGCCUUACCAAGGCCAAGGGGCAAACCAGGCAUUAGAAGACGCUGAAGCCUUGCGACCUUUUUUGCAGCCCGGCGUUUCUAGAGAUGACGUUGGAAGUAUUCUGAAGAAAUGGGAUGAGCUUCGAAGACCUAGAGCGUCUCAAGUACAGGCGAAUUCGAGGAUUGCAGCAGCAAAGGUCUCGGCCGAGGUCAUCAUGCAGAGAAUGAAGUUCAACUGGGAAUAUGAUGGGGUUAAAUUAGAUGUUUAA
Colletotrichum karsti is the source of this 1170-nucleotide messenger RNA. RefSeq lists its product as uncharacterized. Lineage: Eukaryota; Fungi; Ascomycota; Sordariomycetes; Glomerellales; Glomerellaceae. Bases 1 to 1170 code for a protein of 389 amino acids. The record is from RefSeq and is a predicted model, not a curated record. Gene Ontology annotation, molecular function: monooxygenase activity; FAD binding. The transcript has 3 exons.